Molecule: messenger RNA, 1567 nt
Organism: Hippocampus comes (tiger tail seahorse)
Lineage: Eukaryota; Metazoa; Chordata; Actinopteri; Syngnathiformes; Syngnathidae
Gene: spaw
Product: southpaw
Exons: 3
Coding region: 231-1418 (395 amino acids)
Cellular component (GO): extracellular region
Molecular function (GO): growth factor activity; cytokine activity
Source: RefSeq, a predicted model, not a curated record
GCUAAAUAGUUUUGGGUUUUUUUUUGUUCUGUUAGUGUUGGUCUCUGAUGUGCUCUGGUGAUCAGAGGGCCCACUGGGAUGCCUGGAAUGGCCAGGGGUCAUCAAAGGGCGGCUGUCUGCUAUAAAGGGGCCUGUCCUCUCUUCCGGCUGCACAUCACUUCAACCUGAGACUAGCCGAGGAAGGGAAGGAAGGAGACCUUCACCUCUCGCUCUUGCAGUGUCACUCGAAAAUGGCUGCCUACGUGCUUCUUUUCUGCUCUUUUGGCCUGGUCUUGUCUACGCAAAGGUCUGAGUAUCGCGCAGGCCCAGGGAGCAGCGUAGCCACAAGGAACGUUUCCCUGCACCCUCACGGCAGGUUCCCUCUGUACAUGAUGCAGCUCUAUCGCUCGUUCAAGGCGGCUGACGUCUCGUCAAUGGCGGCCGUCGUCACCGGUGACAGUCGGCCGGCUCGAGAGUCGGACUCCGUCGUCAGCGUUAUGGCAAAUGGUUAUCAUCAAGCGGACAACAGAUGGAUCGUGACCUUUGACAUGUCGUCUCUUUCGACCAGUGACAGAGUCCAUUUAGCAGAGCUCCGCAUCCGAUUGCCUGCCCGAUCCGCACACAAGCGGGCUGUGGUGGAUUUGUAUCACUCCCGGAAUUGUGAGCAUGGGGAGGGUCCGUUGUGCCAGGACGAACGCCUUCUCCUGGGGAGUGUCAGCGCGUCCGCCAGCAAGUCUUCAUGGAAGGUUUUUAACGUCACAGCACUUUUGAGGUACUGGCUCUACCAAGGAGACAGAGUAUCGAGCUGGGAGGUCUCGGCAGAACCUGAACCUGAGCUUGGGAGUGGUUCUGGGGAUUUUGAGCAGAUACCACGCAAGUUUCUUUUCAAGAACCCAGGAAGGCAAAGUAUUCGGGCAAUGAUGGUGCUCUUCUUCAAACAUGACCUCCCUCAGGAAGGUCACUCGGCCUACAGCCUGAUACACACCGUGGAAAACUCCAAGUACGUCACCAUGGACCGAAGCAGCGGCGAAAGCCAAAGUCGGCGCCACAAAAGGAACAGGAUGGAGAGGGUGAUGUUGGCGGCCGGCGGCGGCGGCCCCACCGUGGCACCGGAGGGCAUGCAGCGGCCCCUUUGUCGCAAAGUUGACAUGUGGGUGGACUUUGACCACAUCGGCUGGGACGAGUGGAUCGUGCAUCCAAAACGAUUCAAUGCUUAUCGCUGCGAGGGGGAGUGUCCGACACCACUGGACGAAUCCUUCAACCCCACCAACCACGCGUACAUGCAAAGCCUUUUGAAAUACCACCACCCGGAGAGGGUGAGCUGCCCGUCCUGUGUACCGACGCGCCUCGGCCCUCUGUCCAUGUUGUACUACGAGAACGACGAUCUGACCCUGCGCCAUCACGAGGACAUGAUCGUUGAAGAGUGCGGCUGUCACUGAGCGCCCUGACGAAAUCGCCUGCUCAACCAACAUUGUCCCUGGCAAAAAAGGGUGGUGUGACAUGAGGAUCAUUAGCCAUACAGGGUGCUACUCAAUACUUGAUUCUGUCUUUACUAUUUAUACUCUAUACUGUAUAUUUUGUACAUAAA